ACAUCACUUAUCCACAACACAUCCAUUCACAUGAGAGGGAGAGCUACUUCCAGAGUUGAGUCAGAGCCGGACCGGAGGAACACCACUGCUCCUCGCUGAUAUUUGCAGAGACGAGCUUUCAGAGAAAAACAAACAAACAAACAAACAACAAAAGUUCACAAUGAUCUGUUUCAUUCCUGUUUUUGGGGUGAUUCUCACUUUGCAUCAGAUCGGGAAGAAUCCUGCCAGCGCUGGGAUGUGCUGGCUGCAGCAGAGUCAGGACCAAAGGUGCGACAUGGUGCUGAUGAGAGGGGUGACCCGGGAGGAGUGCUGUGCCGGCGGCCGCCUGGACACAGCGUGGUCCAACAGCAGCCUGCCCAUGAAUGAGGUCAGCCUGCUGGGCUUCCUGGGAAUCGUCUCCUGUAAACGCUGCAAAGACACUUGCGAGGGAGUGAGGUGCAGCCCUGGGAAGGUUUGUAAAAUGAAGGCGGGGAGGCCCCAGUGCGUGUGCUCUCCGGACUGCUCUCACAUUACCCGGAAGCACGCUGUGUGCGGCAGCGACGGGAGGUCGUACAAGGACGAGUGUUCCCUGCUGACGGCCCGCUGCAUGGGGCACCCGGACCUGGAGGUCAUGUACCAAGGAGACUGCAAAAAGUCCUGCUCCAACGUGGUGUGUCCCGGUACGCACACCUGCGUGACCGACCAGACCAACAGCGCUCACUGCGUCAUGUGCCGCACGACUCCGUGCCCGAUCCCCAUGCCGUCCGAGCAGGCGCUGUGCGGCAACGACAGCGUCACCUACCCGAGCGCCUGCCACCUGCGCCGGGCCACCUGCUUCCUGGGCCGCUCCAUAGGAGUCCGCCACUUCGGCCACUGCAACAGUCCCCCUCGGAAAGCUCAAGACUUCGAAGGCAGCGAGGAGAACGCGGUCUAGGGGGGUACGACUCCCGACGCGGUCCGAGUCGGGAUCGACAAAACAUUUCCACGUGUCACACCACUAGCUUCCCAUGAUGACCUCUUUUUAUUUUUGACAAUCACUCCCCCCCCCC
Molecule: messenger RNA, 1028 nt
Organism: Cyclopterus lumpus (lumpfish)
Lineage: Eukaryota; Metazoa; Chordata; Actinopteri; Perciformes; Cyclopteridae
Gene: fstl3
Product: follistatin-like 3 (secreted glycoprotein)
Exons: 5
Coding region: 161-913 (250 amino acids)
Biological process (GO): cell differentiation; regulation of BMP signaling pathway; multicellular organism development
Molecular function (GO): activin binding; protein binding
Source: RefSeq, a predicted model, not a curated record